CUCUGGUUGCUAUGGAAGGUUAUCAAGUGCAAAAACCCGGCUGAGGCAACGACAGCACCCCGCGGAAACAUAUUGAACUUGCCGGUGGGACCUGGAGAUACGGAGUAAACACGGACCUCUGAGGUGCGUCUAGGUUUGCAGCACUAAGAGUGAGUGAGUGAUUAAGUGUGUCAGAUUCAGUAUGUCUGCAUGGCUGCAGCAGGAGGAGGCUGGUCCAACCAGUUCUGCUGAAGCCAAGAAAUCAGAGCCUAGAGGCCAAGAGAAGAAAUGCUCAUGGGCUUCUUACAUGACAAAUUCCCCCACCGUGAUCGUCAUGAUCGGCCUCCCUGCCAGAGGCAAGACGUACAUGUCGAAAAAACUAACUCGCUACCUCAACUGGAUAGGAGUUCCAACAAAGGUGUUUAAUCUGGGUGUGUACCGGAGGGACGCAGUUAAAGCGUACAAGUCAUAUGAUUUCUUUAGACAUGACAAUGAGGAGGCCAUGAAAAUACGGAAACAGUGUGCAUUGGUGGCUUUGCAAGAUGUCAAGAUCUACCUGAAUGAGGAAGGUGGACAAAUAGCUGUAUUUGAUGCCACAAACACAACUCGGGAGAGGCGGGAUCUCAUAUUGGAUUUUGCACAGGAGAAUGCAUACAAGGUGUUUUUUGUGGAGUCAGUAUGUGAUGAUCCAGAGGUUAUUGCUGCUAACAUACUGGAAGUCAAAGUUUCAAGUCCGGAUUAUCCAGAAGCACACAGAGAGAGAGUUAUGGAUGACUUCCUGAAACGUAUUGAAUGUUAUAAGGUCACUUACCAGCCGCUAGAUCCUGAUGAAUAUGACAAAGACCUGUCCUUUAUUAAGGUGAUAAAUGUGGGACGUCGUUUCCUGGUGAACCGUGUUCAGGACUACAUCCAAAGCAAGAUUGUCUACUACCUCAUGAACAUCCAUGUACACUCGCACUCCAUCUACCUGUGCAGGCAUGGAGAGAGUGAACACAACAUCCAGGGGCGCAUUGGAGGAGACUCUGAACUCUCUUCUCGAGGGAGACAGUUUGCGAGUGCCCUGCAUGAGUUUGUUGAGGAGCAUAAGCUGUCUAACCUGAAGGUUUGGACAAGCCAGUUGAGGAGAACCAUCCAGACGGCUGAGGAGCUGGGAGUUCCCUAUGAACAGUGGAAAAUCCUCAAUGAGAUAGACGCUGGUGUUUGUGAAGAGAUGACCUAUGAAAUGAUCCAGAACACAUUCCCAGAGGAAUUUGCUUUAAGAGAUCAGGACAAGUACCAUUACAGAUAUCCAGGAGGAGAGUCAUAUCAGGACCUGGUUCAGCGACUGGAGCCUGUAAUUAUGGAGCUUGAGAGACAAGGCAAUGUACUAGUCAUCUGCCAUCAGGCGGUAAUGCGGUGCCUACUAGCCUAUUUCUUGGACAAGAGUGCAGAUGAUCUUCCCUAUUUGCUAUGUCCUCUUCAUACUGUCAUGAAGCUCACUCCUGUUGCCUACGGUUGUAAAGUGGAGAUGUUUCAUUUGAAUGUGGAGGCAGUGAACACACAUCGGGACCGACCGCUGCAGGGGAAAGUGAGACGAGACUGCGCUCCUCUGCUGUUAAGGCGGAAUAGUUACACCCCUCUGUCCAGUCACGACCAGGUUAAGCGUCCCCGUCUCUACAGCGCUGGCAACCGGCCCUGGCUGCCCCUCACCCCCUCCCCCACCACCCUGCACUUCCCAAACACACCAGACGGGGCACUGCUGCUCCAGCAAAGCCAAUCUCGUGUGGUUGGCAGCCAUCUGACUCCGUGUGUGAAGGAAUCAACUUUGACUGCUCAGACGAAGUUAAUGACUGUUUCCGCUUCUGAGUGAGACUGAGAGGAAGUUUGCCGAAAUCCUGCAUGAAAAUGAAACUUUGCUUCUAGAUUUUCCCACUCCUCACUUUCUGCUUGCACUAUCAGUGAUGGGACUACAUUUCCCAUCAGCCCCCAAAUAGCAGAUCGCCACUGCUGUGGCAACAAACAAUUCUGGCACUUAAAUUUUCUUGCUUAUUUUAAGCGAUGAUGCCUUAUUGAAGCUAAAGGAGACGCUCUGAACUGAAUGCAUUUGCACUUGAUCAUAUAAAUGAUGAUAACCUUCACACAAAGUUGGUGUUGCAACACGGUUUGGUUUGCAAUAAUGUAUUUUCACAAUCAUUAUUAUUACGACAUCCUCAUACAUACCACAGUCAGUCACGAGCAAGAACAAAAAUUCAGGAAAUCAGAUAUUUGACGGAGACAGAGCGAGUUUGUACAUUUUAAGUAUGUUUGUGUCUUUAAAGGAAUGCACUACACGAGAGUUUAAAACACUCAAAUAUUUUUCUUUAUAUGUUCCUCAAAAAACCAAGUUAUUUAUGUCACAUUUUUCUAGAAACCCAUUGUUUUUUUGCAUUUGUGAAAACACAAAGAGGAUUUAUAGAAUGAGGUAUUUACUGUAAUUGAAGUAUAUUUUAUAGGUCAGGUCUCUGCUAAUGAUGCUAGUUUUGUAAUAUACAGAUGUUUUCAUGAAGGUUUUGAAUGUAGUCUGUGCUUCAUAAGCAAGAAAUGUUUGUCUGGCUAUUUAAACUUAAGUGACUAGCAUAACUAGACUUUAUAUUUCUGUGUAAGGAGCUACACAACUUAUAUUUCAGUCAUCGGAAUAUCAUCAAAUAGCACUGCAAUAAUAUAGCCAAAAUUAUACAUAACAUGCCAUCAUUUAUGGUUGAAUGUUUAAGCGGAGAAUGUCUGAAGUAUGGUACAUGUUCAGUACUUUAUUUAGCAUUUCGAUCAUAGGACAUUACGCUGCGAAAUUUUAAAUGCUGUGACAAAUAUUUGACAAAAAUACUCUGAAUUAAAUAUAAAUGCUGCAUGCAUAACAAAAAAGCAUAAAUAAACUUAUGCUAUUCAAAAUACUUUACAGUAUGUCACUCCACAUAGCUUUCAGUUUAUUGUCAGCUACUCAUAAUCCUCACCUGAAACAUCCAGACAUCAUCAUUAUCAUCAGAUGUGCAUGGUGCUCUAUAGAACAUGCAAAACUGCAGUUAAGAUAUCCAAGCAUGCAUUUCAAUUGCCCUCGUAUUGACUGGAUCGAUAGCUCAGUACACGUUGCACAAAAUGUCACUUUAAAUUGUUCCAAUGCCACAAUAUAUAAUAUUUGAAUCAUUUUGAGACUCUGUAAAAUGGCCUGGAAUGUAUUGCAGCAUUGGUUUCUCUAAUACAUAAAUUAAACAUCUCCUGUAACGUCA
Molecule: messenger RNA, 3218 nt
Organism: Danio aesculapii
Lineage: Eukaryota; Metazoa; Chordata; Actinopteri; Cypriniformes; Danionidae
Gene: pfkfb2b
Product: 6-phosphofructo-2-kinase/fructose-2,6-biphosphatase 2b
Exons: 17
Coding region: 182-1828 (548 amino acids)
Biological process (GO): fructose 2,6-bisphosphate metabolic process; fructose metabolic process
Cellular component (GO): cytosol
Molecular function (GO): ATP binding; fructose-2,6-bisphosphate 2-phosphatase activity; 6-phosphofructo-2-kinase activity
Source: RefSeq, a predicted model, not a curated record